AUGGUGUGCUGUGGCCAAGGCCAAAAAGCGAAGAAAAUGAUGGUGCAGCCCAUCAACCUCAUCUUCAGAUACUUGCAAAAUAAAUCUUGGAUUCAGGUGUGGCUUUAUAAGCAAGUGAAUAUGUGGAUAAAGGGCUGUAUCAUUGGCUUGGACAAGUAUAUAAACCUCGUAUUUGUUGAUGCAGAAGAGAUUGAUUCUAAAACAAAGUCAAGAAAACAACUGGGUGCAAUCAUGCUAAAAGGAGAUACUAUUGCUCUGCUCCAAUGCUCUACAGUGUCUCCAACUAGAAAUGACUCAUGA
Molecule: messenger RNA, 300 nt
Organism: Pteronotus mesoamericanus
Lineage: Eukaryota; Metazoa; Chordata; Mammalia; Chiroptera; Mormoopidae
Product: small nuclear ribonucleoprotein E-like
Exons: 1
Coding region: 1-300 (99 amino acids)
Biological process (GO): spliceosomal snRNP assembly; mRNA splicing, via spliceosome
Cellular component (GO): U4 snRNP; U2 snRNP; U1 snRNP
Source: RefSeq, a predicted model, not a curated record